GCAAUUUGCCAGUAGUUGCGAGAGCCAGGGAGAGAAAGGCAGGGAGGGAAGAGGGAAGACUUUAAUUGGCAAACGUAAAGAAAAGCCCCUUCCGUCCUGGAAAGAGAACGUUGUAAAACCGAUCUCAGGGUCAGAGGUGGCACUGCAGCAGGGUGAUCCAGGUGGAUGCCCCCACGCCCCUGCAUGACCAAGUGUCUCUCCAGAGAACCCCUGCCCACAGCAGAGCCUGCGAAGCACACCUGGCCAGAAGAGCCAGUGGGAGAGGGAGAGACCCUGCCUUUCCUUUUCUUCAACUGAGGCUGGGAGGAGAAGUGCUCAUCUCAGCAAGGGGAAAAGCUGCCACUGGUUUGGAGACUCUUCUUUAGUCCUCGUCGGUCGCCUGAUCUAGUCAUUGCUAUCCAUGGGGGGACGUCCUCUGGAGCCCUGCGGUCCCUCCCACUCCUGCUAAGUUCCCAGGAAAUACGGGUGAAGAAGUGAGCUCUGAGCAAGCGACGUGGGAUCCAGAGAACCACAGCCUUUUACAGCAGCAGCCGCCUCUGAUUAAAACUAUCAACUUCAUUGGACUUCACCAAGACCCAGGACUGCUCCUCCAAGGACAGAGAGGUCCAAGCAAUGAUGAAGACUAUGUCCACUGGAAACUGCAACCUAAAUGUGCCAGCCAAGAACUCAUACCGCAUGGUAGUGCUGGGAGCCUCCAGGGUGGGGAAAAGCUCCAUUGUCUCACGCUUUCUGAAUGGCCGGUUUGAGGACCAGUACACUCCCACCAUAGAGGAUUUUCACCGCAAGGUCUACAACAUCCGGGGAGAUAUGUACCAGCUGGACAUCCUGGACACCUCAGGGAAUCACCCUUUCCCUGCUAUGAGGAGGCUUUCCAUCCUGACAGGGGACGUUUUCAUCCUGGUAUUCAGCUUGGAUAACAGGGAAUCCUUUGAUGAGGUCAAGAGACUCCAGAAGCAGAUCCUGGAGGUGAAAUCCUGCCUAAAGAACAAGACUAAGGAAUCAGCUGACCUCCCCAUGGUGAUCUGUGGCAACAAAAAUGACCACAGUGAAAUCUACCGCAAAGUGCGUUCAGAUGAAGGCGAGAACCUUGUCUCCAGUGAUGAAAACUGUGCUUACUUUGAAGUUUCAGCCAAGAAGAACACCAACGUGGAUGAGAUGUUCUAUGUUCUCUUCAGCAUGGCCAAGCUACCUCAUGAGAUGAGCCCUGCCCUGCACAGGAAAAUCUCCAUCCAGUAUGGCGACACCUUCCAACAGAAGUCCUUCCGGAUGCGACGAGUCAAGGACAUGGAUGCUUACGGUAUGAUCUCUCCCUUUGCUCGCCGGCCAAGUGUCAACAGCGAUCUGAAGUACAUCAAAUCGAAAGUUCUCAGGGAAGGUCAGUCAAGGGAGAGGGAGAAAUGCACUAUCCAGUGAAGAAGGUUUGCCCCUUCUGGCAGAAGUCAUCAUCCGCAUGCAGUGCCUUAAAGAAAAUGGUCUGUGGAAGCACAAGAUGGGCUCACGGGGCUCGUGGAGAACACCCAACACAGAACAAGGACAACUCUUCCUGUGGAUUCUGCUGAGUCAUGAAUGUAAAUAACAUCGUCCUCGUAAACAACUGGGAAAAAAAUGUAUGUCUGAGAGUGCAUUUCUCCGUCUUUGUGAGGUAGUUCAUCUGCAUUCCCCUUUUGGUCUAAAGAACAGAGACUUGAAAAGUAAAGAAAUUUCAACUUCAUCUUCACAAAGGAAGUAGGUCAAAAAUGCACAGAAGACAUUAGCAAUUACCCAGUGUGCAGCACUUGCUAAGAGAAAGGAGGUUACGUCUGUGUGUGUGUGUUUUUGUGCGUGUGUCUGUGUGCAUGCAUGUGAGGAGCACUCCUUUUAAAAAAUGGGACUUGCAUUUCAAAGGACAACAGUCUUACCAAGGUUUCCCAGAUUGGGAGCGGACUCUAUGUAUGGACACUUUACUGUGCUUCUGAGGGGACCUGCAUUAAGAGAGUCUUGAUUUUACGUUUGCUGGGACAGCUACCAUUUGACAUUGACAUGAAUGUUGUUUUUGUAUUAUAGAUUUUAUUUGGGAUUUGCUUUUUUUAUUGUCUGGGGGUGGGUUCUUAGCAAAAUCAGGUGGCAAGUGUGCUUGAUAUCAAAACAGUGUCUACUUUUUAGAAGUGAAAGUUGUUUCCCAUCUGUAAAGCUAUGUAAUCUGUACAUUGAUUGAAAGUGAAAUUGUUCUGCAAAAAGCCAAUACAUUUGACUGCUUUGCAAGCCUGGUGUGAUAGUUUCUCAAGGCAGCCACACCGACUCCGAGUAUUGUAGUACAGACGGCACCCUUCUCCUGCUGGCCACCAGAGCAAUGGCUCCUUCCCUCUGCCUCUAUCAGCCAAGAGUGACCAGAUCCAUACGUUGGCUUAUACCACUUUAAAGGCAGGACUUGGUUUUCCUCCAGAAUUAGGAACUGAAUUGUAGGCUCUUGGUCUGGGACCAGCUCCGUCACAUUUCUUCUGUUAACAUACCUCUAAUCAUUUUGAUCAUUGUUUUUCCCUGUUGUCUGAUAAAGGUUGCCUUGAUGGAAACCUUUGCACUGCAGAAGUCCUCCAGAAGUGAAGCUUUGUGCUGGCUGUCCAAACAGAGCUGAACUGGAUAAAUCUGAGGCCAUCAUUCACUUCUUCCCUUCCUCAGCCCAGUCCAGGCUUCCAUGUCUUCAGCUCUCUCCCUGUCCUGCUUCUGGCUUUGUUGUUUGACAUGUUUCUGUAUGCCCUCAUAGCCACGUGUAUUCCUUAGAUGGCAGGGCCACUCUCUCUGACUGGAACAAGAGGUGUGCAUGCAUAACUGUGGGCAAACACGGCCCCAGGAGUGUACACAACAGCAGCGUAUGUAUGGUUUGUAUACCUCAGAAUCGCUUUCAGGUACCUGGUCGUUCCCUCCCCCUCAAAUUCUGUUCUUGGCUGUGUCUGCCUUGCUGUGCCCUGGUCAGAGCUGUGAGCUAGCUCAUGCUGUAAUUUGACAGAAAACCAGGAAUGAUGGUUGUCUGUGAAAAUUAGCCGCUGGGACUCAAAAUCCCAUAUUCAUUUAUCAGCUCCACCCUUCACUGGUACUGUAUAUUAAGUGGUAAAAUACACUGUUCUUUUAUCCCCAUUGCCAGGACAGCAACUUUCUGACCAUGUCUCCCCUCCAUCUCUAAAUAUGUACAAUGUUUAUGAUUAAACCUGUUUUUAUUUA
Cygnus olor (mute swan) is the source of this 3195-nucleotide messenger RNA. It is a transcript of the gene RASD2, whose product is annotated as RASD family member 2. The coding region runs from base 613 to 1413 and encodes 266 amino acids. Gene Ontology annotation, molecular function: GTP binding; GTPase activity. The transcript has 4 exons. The record is from RefSeq and is a predicted model, not a curated record. Lineage: Eukaryota; Metazoa; Chordata; Aves; Anseriformes; Anatidae.